UUGCUUUUCUAGGCAUAUUGUGACAAGAUUUCUAUCCCAAACAUAAACAGAAUAAAUACAUCUGAGAAAAUAAGUAAAAAUACCUUCAACUUAAAUUCUUCAACAUAAACACGUAGAUAUGGACCAGCUGAAUUCAACUCAAACGUAUCAUGACAAUUCACUGAUGAUCAGGUGGAAAUAUUGUAGGUUGGUCGGUUUAAUAAAUAAGGUAUAUUUUAUAAUUGGAUUGUCUGCACUCGGAAUUUUAGUAUUGGUAUAUGCAUUGGUAAUAUCAUAUAGUUGCAUUAUUUGCGACCCGCUGCACAACCAUGGUGCCUCCAAAGCUGCAAAUGGUUGCGAGCUGUGUGAGAUGGUCAUCUUGGGUUGUAUCACGUUUUGGCCUUUAAUGAUUAUUUCUUUAAUAAUCCCCAUUUUUUUAUUAAAAAUGGUUUAUGUUAACAAUGGUUUAAGAUCUACAGACAUA
Messenger RNA from Acyrthosiphon pisum (pea aphid), 463 nucleotides. RefSeq lists its product as uncharacterized. NCBI's taxonomy places the organism in Eukaryota, Metazoa, Arthropoda, Insecta, Hemiptera, Aphididae. The record is from RefSeq and is a predicted model, not a curated record.